AUGUCCAACCUCCCCACCAAAGACGAUAUCAAGGCCCAAGCCGUCGACGGCCGCCCAAUCACCCAAACCGAAGCCGCAGCUCUCGCCUCCGAAGAGUCUGGCCUAACGGGCGGUGGUCCCAUCAAGGGUGGUGCCGCUGCUACUGCGCAGAGCUUGCAUGAUAAGCAAAUGAACUUUUUGGAAAAGGCUGGUGAUGUUGUGAGGAAGGCGCCUACUGAGGUUACCAAGGAGGAUGCUGCCGAGGUGCAAAAGGCUGAGGCUCGCGCAAAGGGUGGUCCUCCAGGAAAGGGCUCUACUGCUGCUGAUGUGCAGUCUGUUGCGGAUCAAAACGCCCAGGCUUAA
Fusarium coffeatum is the source of this 342-nucleotide messenger RNA. RefSeq lists its product as uncharacterized. Bases 1 to 342 code for a protein of 113 amino acids. The record is from RefSeq and is a predicted model, not a curated record. The transcript has 2 exons. Lineage: Eukaryota; Fungi; Ascomycota; Sordariomycetes; Hypocreales; Nectriaceae.